This is a messenger RNA of Pieris macdunnoughi, 501 nucleotides long. Lineage: Eukaryota; Metazoa; Arthropoda; Insecta; Lepidoptera; Pieridae. The record is from the annotation of a GenBank genome assembly.
AUGUCAAUGCUAGACUUUCGGUAUUUGAGAUGUGUUAUGAAACGGGAGUGGAAAUGCCCUGAUAGUGAGAUCAACUUCUUUUUAUACACCCCGGAACGGCCAUACCAGCAGAGGGUUGAUGUAAGAAGGAUACAAUUGCUACCAAAGAUUGGCUGGAAAUUAACCAGGAAGAAUGUAUUUAUUAUUCAUGGCUUCAAUGGUACACACUCGAAGACACCUAUGUCUUUUAUAAGGGAUGCUUACCUGUGGCGUAAGGAUUACAAUGUCUUCAUGGUAGACUGGUCGCAACUGUCAAGAUUUCCCUGUUACUUAUCUGCUCUCGCAAACAUGAGGCUAGCAGCACAAUGUUCAGCGCAACUUUACUCAUACCUAACACAAAGUGGUGUGCUUGCGAAAAUGAUAACUUGCGUCGGACAUUCACUCGGCGCUCACAUUUGUGGCAUGAUGUCUGGACAUCUCACCGAGAAACAGAACAAGAUUAUCGGUAAGUGCUUUACUUAA